UGCGAGGGGACGGACGGGUGGGUCCUGGAGAACCCGCCGGUGCCGAGCAAGAGCCGCCUGCACUCAGCCGCGUCCUGUUCAGUUGCAGACGGUCGGCGCUGCCGGUGCCCAGCAAACCCGCUCCGCGUUCCGGGCGUUCCUGGCCGCUCUGCCUUGCCUGGGUCCCCGAGAGCCCUGCUAGGCGCCCGCUCCAGAGCGUCCCUCCGCCCCCCGGCCACUUCUCCUCGGCGGUGGAAGAGGCAGCCGCCGAGAUGCCGCGGAACCAGGGCUUCUCCGACCCCGAGUACUCGGCGGAGUACUCGGCUGAGUACUCGGUCAGCCUGCCCUCGGACCCCGACCGCGGGGUGGGCCGCACCCACGAGAUCUCCGUCCGGAACUCGGGGUCCUGCCUCUGCCUGCCACGCUUCAUGCGACUGACCUUCGUGCCCGAGUCCCUCGAGAACCUCUACCAGACCUAUUUCAAAAGGCAGCGCCACGAGACCCUGCUGGUGCUGGUGGUCUUCGCCGCCCUCUUUGACUGCUACGUGGUGGUCAUGUGCGCGGUGGUCUUCUCCAGCGACAAGCUGGCGCCCCUCAUGGUGGCCGCCGUGGGACUGGUGUUGGACAUCAUCCUCUUCGUGCUCUGCAAAAAGGGGCUGCUCCCGGACCGGGUGACCCGGAAGGUGGUGCCCUACCUGCUCUGGCUGCUCAUCACGGCCCAGAUCUUUUCCUACCUGGGCCUGAACUUCACCCGGGCCCACGCGGCCAGCGACACGGUGGGCUGGCAGGCCUUCUUUGUCUUCUCCUACUUCAUCACGCUGCCCCUCAGCCUCAGCCCCAUCGUGGUCAUCUCCGUGGUGUCCUGCGUGGUCCACACACUCGUCCUGGGGGUCACCGUGGCUCAGCAGCAGCAGGACGCGCUCAACGGCCUACAGUUGCUGAGAGAGAUCCUGGCCAACGUCUUCCUCUACCUGUGCGCCAUCAUCGUGGGCGUCAUGUCCUACUACAUGGCCGACCGCAAGCACCGCAAGGCCUUCCUGGAGGCUCGCCAGUCGCUGGAGGUGAAGAUGAACCUAGAGGAGCAGAGCCAGCAGCAGGAGAACCUCAUGCUUUCCAUCCUGCCCAAGCACGUGGCCGACGAGAUGUUAAAGGACAUGAAGAAGGACGAGAGCCAGAAGGACCAGCAGCAGUUCAACACCAUGUACAUGUAUCGCCACGAGAAUGUCAGCAUCCUCUUUGCCGACAUCGUGGGCUUCACCCAGCUGUCCUCCACCUGCAGCGCCCAGGAGCUCGUGAAGCUGCUCAACGAGCUCUUUGCCCGCUUCGACAAGCUGGCACAAAAAUACCACCAGCUGCGGAUCAAGAUCCUGGGCGACUGUUACUACUGCAUCUGCGGCCUGCCCGACUACCGGGAGGACCACGCCGUCUGCUCCAUCCUCAUGGGGCUGGCCAUGGUGGAGGCCAUCUCGUACGUGCGGGAGAAGACGAAGACCGGGGUGGACAUGCGUGUGGGGGUGCACACGGGCACGGUGCUGGGGGGCGUCCUGGGCCAGAAGCGCUGGCAGUAUGACGUGUGGUCCACCGACGUCACGGUGGCCAACAAGAUGGAGGCCGGCGGCAUUCCUGGGUGGAUGUGCCAGGCCCAAGCACCCAGCAGUGCUCUUCCACCUCCAGAGCUCCCCCUCGGGAGCCACUGGCGGGCAAUCACGGCAGAGGACCCCACAGGACCUGGGACCCGGAAUGCCGGGGGGCUGGGAAUGAAGGCGGACAACCCCUCCUUCCCAAACCCUCGCCGGAGGCUGCGCCUGCAGGACCUGGCCGACCGCGUGGUGGACGCCUCCGAGGACGAGCACGAGCUCAACCAGCUGCUCAACGAGGCCCUGCUGGAGCGCGAGUCCGCCCAGGUAGUGAAGAAGAGGAACACCUUCCUUCUCUCCAUGCGGUUCAUGGACCCCGAGAUGGAAACCCGCUACUCGGUGGAGAAGGAAAAGCAGAGCGGGGCCGCCUUCAGCUGCUCCUGCGUUGUGCUGCUGUGCACAGCCCUGGUGGAGAUGCUCAUCGACCCCUGGCUAAUGACAAACUACGUGACCUUUGUGGUGGGGGAGGUUCUGCUGCUGAUCCUGACAAUCUGCUCGCUGGCUGCCAUCUUUCCCCGGGCCUUUCCUAAGAAGCUCGUGGCCUUCUCAGCUUGGAUUGACCGGACCCGCUGGGCCAGGAACACCUGGGCCAUGUUGGCCAUCUUCAUCCUGGUCAUGGCGAAUGCCGUGGACAUGCUGUCCUGUCUCCAGUACUACACGGGGCCCAGCAACGUCACCGUGGUGAUGGAGAGCGAGGAUGGCUGCGUGGAGAACCCCAAGUAUUACAGCUACGUCGCUGUGCUGUCCCUCAUCGCCACCAUCAUGCUGGUGCAGGUCAGCCACAUGGUGAAGCUCACACUCAUGCUGCUGGUCUCCGGGGCCGUGGCCGUCAUCAACAUCUACGCCUGGCGCCCCAUCUUCGACGAAUACGACCACAAGCGUUUUCAGGAACAUGACUUUCCUGUGGUCGCCUUAGAGAAGAUGCAGAUACUUUCCAGCCCCGGGCUCAACAGCACCGACAGGCUGCCCCUGGUGCCUUCCAAGUACUCGAUGACAGUGAUGAUCUGCAUCAUGAUGCUGAGCUUCUACUACUUCGCCCGCCACGUUGAAAAACUGGCAAGGACACUGUUCUUGUGGAAAAUUGAGGUCCAUGACCAGAAGGAGCGUGUCUAUGAAAUGCGACGCUGGAACGAGGCCUUGGUCACCAACAUGCUGCCUGAGCACGUGGCCCGCCAUUUCCUGGGGUCCAAGAAGAGAGAUGAGGAGCUGUACAGCCAGUCUUAUGAUGAGAUCGGAGUCAUGUUCGCCUCCCUGCCCAACUUCGCUGACUUCUACACGGAGGAGAGUAUCAACAAUGGUGGCAUUGAGUGUCUGCGCUUCCUCAAUGAGAUCAUCUCGGAUUUUGACUCUCUCCUGGACAACCCCAAAUUCCGAGUAAUCACCAAGAUCAAAACCAUCGGCAGCACCUACAUGGCGGCCUCUGGAGUCACCCCAGAUGUCAACACCAAUGGCUUUACCAGCUCCAGCAAGGAGGAGAAGUCAGACAAGGAGCGCUGGCAGCACCUGGCUGACCUGGCUGACUUCGCACUGGCCAUGAAGGACACGCUUACCAACAUCAACAACCAGUCCUUCAACAACUUCAUGCUGCGCAUCGGCAUGAACAAAGGAGGGGUCCUGGCUGGUGUUAUCGGAGCCCGGAAACCGCACUAUGACAUCUGGGGCAAUACCGUCAACGUGGCCAGCAGGAUGGAGUCCACAGGGGUCAUGGGCAACAUUCAGGUUGUAGAAGAAACACAAGUCAUUCUCCGAGAGUAUGGCUUCCGCUUCGUGAGGCGAGGGCCCAUCUUUGUGAAAGGGAAGGGGGAGCUACUGACCUUUUUCUUGAAGGGGCGUGAUAAACCAGCCGCCUUUCCUAACGGAUCCUCGGUUACACUGCCCCACCAGGUGGUAGACAACUCCUGAGUGGCCUCUCAGCCAGUGACAGUCCAACCAAGAAGGGAGAAUUUACUUUUGGGAAUUGAAGAAAGGCCUUGGGAGAGGACAAAUUACCAAGUAACUGCUGAAGUGCACACUCAAUCUAGACUUUUAGGUGUAACAGUCUCCUCAAGCCUUCAUUUCUGUGUGAGCUCUGAGGAGGCCAUACUAUCCUCAGUAUGCCUGUAGCUUCCCCAGAGUAUAGGGGUUGUAGGCAUAGCCCUGGAACGGAACCUUUGAGUCUUAGUUCUGCCCUGUCCCCCCAGAGAGGCCAUGGCCACUGUGAGCAGGAGUGCCCUGGAAGUGAGACAGCUGCCUUGAGUCUCUGCUUAACACGAGCUUGGCAGAGGGCCAGCUGUGGCCCAAAGCAGCAUUUGAUGUUAGGUGAAAUGGCCCUCGUCCUGGUAAUCUUGAAAGGUUCUUCUGGAACCCUGUCACGAGAGCAGAAAGUGCAAUAUUUCCUUUUACGAGGGGGGAGGGGGACCUAUUUCUGACAGAAAAAUAUAUAAACAGAUCUUCUACAUUUAUAUUUUUAACUCUGUUAAAAAAAACUUCCAAUAUUGCCUUGCCUUUUGAGCUCUUGCUACAGUCGCCUUUGCUACUGCUUUAAAAGAGAAUUUACAGGUAUUGUAAAGAAUAAGACUG
Messenger RNA from Condylura cristata (star-nosed mole), 4175 nucleotides. It is a transcript of the gene ADCY3, whose product is annotated as adenylate cyclase 3. Gene Ontology annotation, biological process: adenylate cyclase-activating G protein-coupled receptor signaling pathway; intracellular signal transduction; cAMP biosynthetic process. Gene Ontology annotation, cellular component: plasma membrane. Bases 252 to 3518 code for a protein of 1088 amino acids. The transcript is spliced from 20 exons. The record is from RefSeq and is a predicted model, not a curated record. Gene Ontology annotation, molecular function: adenylate cyclase activity. Lineage: Eukaryota; Metazoa; Chordata; Mammalia; Eulipotyphla; Talpidae.